UUAACAGUGCGCAUGCGUAGCGUCACAGCGCUGUAUGUAUGGCCGCGUGUUUGUAACCCGGUUGUGAUCUUGAUCAUCAUCAUCAUCAUCCUCCUCCUCCCUACCACUCUGUUCAUCUCCGGAGAACAGCUCACACACACACACACACACACACACACACACACACACUACAAUACAGAACUGAUCCAGAGACUACAGCGGGUGAUGUCUGGGGUGUGCAGGACGGGAGGAAGAGGAAUAAGAGGAGGUAUGGGGGCCCUCAGGCAGGGGCCAAGAGGCUGAGAGGGGGGAGGGAGCUGGAGGCGGGAAUGCAGGGAAUCCUCAUCACCUGCAACAUGACGGAGCGCAGAUGCACCGCCGAGGCCUACAGCCUGCUGAACGAGUACGCAGAUAAACUCUACGGUCCUGAACAGUCAGCAGACACUAAUGACAGCAGCAGUGAGGAUGACGUGGAGGCGGCGCUGGAGAAGGAGGUGAAACAGUUCCACUCGUCUACGCAGAAACAGCAGAGACGAUUUACAGCACUCGAGAGUGGAGCAAAUAACGUCCUGUUCAUCCGUACACACACCAUCGAUCCGGGGCAGUUGGUUCACUCCAUCCUGCAGGACCUGUACAGCAGUCGGAGGUUGAAGUCGAGGUUGAUCUUGCGGAUGUUGCCGGUGUGUGGUUCGUGUAAAGCGUUUGCUGAAGACAUGCUGAAGUUCCUGCACUCGUUCCUGCAGCCGUGGUUCCUCUCUCCCAACCACGCCUCCUACCAAAUCUGCUUCAAGUCCCGCAACAACAACCAAAGCAAGAGAGACGAUGUCAUCAAGAGCAUCGCCGGUUUGGUGAAUCGCCUGAAUCCCAAGAACAAAGUGGAUUUGACCGAUCCGGAGCUCACCAUCAUCAUCGAGGUGAUCAAGUCAGUGUGCUGCGUCAGUGUGAUCCGAGAUUACAAACGCUUCCGAAAAUACAACCUACAGGAAGUGGCAAAGGGCCCGGCCAAUCAGGAGUCACCCCAACAGGAAGUCACCAAGGGCACAGCCAAUCAGGAGUCACCCCAACAGGAAGUCACCAAGGGCCCGACCAAUCAGGAGUCACCCCAACAGGAAGUGGCAAAGGGCCCAGCCAAUCAGGAGUCACCCCAACAGGAAGUCACCAAGGGCCCGACCAAUCAAGAGUCAUCCCAACAGGAAGUCACCAAGGGCCCGACCAAUCAAGAGUCAUCCCAACAGGAAGUCACCAAAGAUCCUGCCAAUCAGAACUCGCCCCAACAGGAAGUGGGAAAAAAUGAAGUAAAUCAGGGUGAGCAGGAAGUGCUAAAAGACUUGGCCAGUCAGGAGCAGGGGCAGCAGGAAGUGACGGAGACAGAAGAGCAGAAUGUGGGCGGAGCCAAUGGGAUAAAAGAGUCAAAGAAAGAGUAAAUAAAGGUUUUCUUCAAAUACAUCAUGUACACGGGGGGGUGUACUCGAAACACAUUUUUGUAAUUGUGUGUGUGUGUGUGUGUGUGUGUGUGUGUGUGUGUGUUUGAGAGAGAUUUGUUUUACUGCUUUUUACUCUGUAACUCUUUGGUUUUAAUUUCAGUUGAAUUUCAGAUUUUUCCAGACUCUGAGGAAAUAAAUUUUUUGUUUCGAUGUAAA
Messenger RNA from Silurus meridionalis, 1619 nucleotides. It is a transcript of the gene thumpd1, whose product is annotated as THUMP domain containing 1. Bases 309 to 1403 code for a protein of 364 amino acids. Gene Ontology annotation, molecular function: RNA binding. The record is from RefSeq and is a predicted model, not a curated record. The transcript has 5 exons. Gene Ontology annotation, biological process: tRNA modification. NCBI's taxonomy places the organism in Eukaryota, Metazoa, Chordata, Actinopteri, Siluriformes, Siluridae.